Lucilia cuprina (Australian sheep blowfly) is the source of this 2591-nucleotide messenger RNA. Its product is annotated as CAR1 transcription factor. The transcript is spliced from 4 exons. NCBI's taxonomy places the organism in Eukaryota, Metazoa, Arthropoda, Insecta, Diptera, Calliphoridae. Bases 122 to 2512 code for a protein of 796 amino acids. The record is from RefSeq and is a predicted model, not a curated record.
AAAACAAUUUUAUUUUUCAAUUAGUUUACAAAGUUUGUUUGCUAUUAAACAGAACAAAAAAUUAAUCAGAGUUUAAAAAAAAAAUUGUUUUUAAAAAAUUGAAAUUUUCAAUCAAGUGAAAAUGUUUCCUCAAUCUGAAUUGGAUAAUUAUAAAUUACAAGUGGAAUUGUUACAAGAAAAAUUACAAAGAAGUGAAAUAUCACGUCAACAAUUGGAGCAUAAAUUAGAUAAAAUAUUACAAAAACGUGAGGAACACGAUAAAUCUGUACGAUCGAAGACUAGACAAAAAUAUCAACAGUUUCUGGAAGAGCAACAACGAAGAAAUGAACGCAAUAAACAAUUAGUACAAAUGUUGGAGCGUAUUGAACAACAAACGGAAAUCAUGAAUGCUAGAAGUGAAAGACUAAAGAUGAUGAAACUACAAUAUGAAAUGUACUUUGCCAAACUGGUGCAUUCACAAACAAGAAGAUGUAUACAAAAUUCAGUGACACCAAUGAUGGCCACAACUUCUGGACAACCGGUAGUGUCGGCAGUGCAACCGGUAGUUAUGGACGAUUAUAAUUUUGCACGAAAUCAAGAGUUAUCAGCAAAAGCAGCAGCCCCUUUAGUAAACAAUUCAUAUCAAAAUUAUGCUGCCCCACUAGUUAAUAGUGAAAAGGAACAAAUUUUAAGAACUCAACCAGAUAAUAUAAAUUUGGGCACCAUGGAUAUGCCUACACUAGCUAAUUUUGUUGCAAACGAAAGAAAUAAUUAUAUGGAUUUUAGAAAUCUUAAUACAGUACCUUCUAUACCAACACAACAAUCUUACCAGUAUCCAGUUAAAUAUGAACAACCUAAUGGUAAUAAUAUACAACUUCCAAUGCAGAACAAUAAUUAUAAUAGAAUGGAAUCACCUGUGAGUAGUGCGACAAGUCCUAUAGUUAAUUCUAGGAGAACUCUUUCUUCUGUAACUAAUUUAUUGCCCAAUGAUAAACUGAAUGCAGAUUUGAAAGAACCAUCAAAUUUAUCGACUACUACCACCUCUUCUACAUUUGAAGAAAUACCAAAUGUUAGUAUGAGACCACAAAUAUCAAAUCAAAAUUUAAGAGAAUUACCAAAUAAUGUAGCUAUCGAUGAAAAAUCAAAUCAUUUAAUGAAUAACAAUGUUAUACGACAAGUUAAUGAAAAUGUCCAGCCCUUGGAGAAUAAAACGCAAGCUAUAAAUGAAACAACUUUAAGACCAAUAAAUUCUAAAGAUGAUAAUUCAUUUAAAGCUCCAGAAUUGAAUAAUCAAAGUAAUAAAAGUCCAGCUCUUAAUGAAGUUAAUAACUUUGAAACAGUAGUAGAUAAUCCAACAACUUCUAUACAACUAGAACCAACAAAACCGAUCGAUGAACCCUCUCCAACUUCUUACAAUACAAACAAUGUUAAUAGUCAACCUGAACCUAUGACACAGACAACUAUUACAAAAGAAUCCUUUUUAGCUACUUCUAAUACUGAAUCAAACUCUUCCACUACACCCGUGUCAAUAGAAAACAUUGAAAAUGCUAUUUAUGGUGAGUUGUUAUCACCCUUAGAAACUGAAGAAGUACCAAUUUCUGAGAAUUCUAAUGUAGAUCCAAAGUUAUUGGAAAAUUUAGUGACACAAGAGGAAAAUAUAGAAACAAAUAAUAUUCCUUUAGAAGAAAUAAUCUUAAAUAAAGUUAAGGCAUUAGAUAAUAAUGAUACUACAGCAGCCAAUUUUCCAGAGAAUGAACAAAGUGCAAAUACACAAAAUUAUGAACAAAAUCUAACUUAUGAUGAAUACAAUAACGCCCAACAACAACAACCUAAAGUUACAGAGACAACGGCAGCAGAUUAUAACAACUAUGAAAAUGUGGAUAAUACAGCAAUAGUUGAUAGUCAACAGCAGCAGCAAUAUGAUUAUAGCAAUUAUGAUCCCACACAAUAUUCUUAUCCAGGUUAUAUUUAUGAUGAAACUACAGGAGAAUACAAACCCGAUCCAAAUGCAACAGCCGAACAAUAUGCUACAGAUCAACAAUAUAACACUGAGGGUUAUGAUCAGCAAUAUCAACAGCAAGAAGUUUAUGACUAUAAUCAAACUUAUGCUGAAGAUCCAACAACAUCAGCUCCAGCUAGUGCAGAAAAUACAGCAUAUAAUAAUUAUGAUGCAACCGCUUUACAGGAGAACUCUUCAAAUAAUAUAACGUCAGAUACUAAUGCUGAACAACAACAAUCUUUAACAGAACCAGAAGCUAUUGCUGUACAACCGGAAAUUUCAACAGAAGAAAUUCCUCAGCAAACUUCCACUAAUAAAGUUAAUAAACCAACAUCAAUUCUAUCUUCCACGGACAAGAAUAAUAAUACACAAAAGAAAAAGAAACGUGUUAAUUUUGUCGAUAGUAGAGAAACGGAUGAAAGUGCGCUAGUUGAGAAGGCAGCUGUUUCCAAAGCGGAAAAUACAGCUGGAGCUUCAAGUGAAAGUGAUUUUGAUUUCUCAUCAAGUACAGAUGCUGAGCCAAAAGCUACUUAACGUAAUGAUUUAUUAAUUAUGAUUUUUAUGAUAAACUAUUAUUGAAUUGAUUUGGAAAUAAAUAUUAAUGAUUUGCUUU